CGGUAUGUGCGGUUUUCGACCGAACGUAAACAUAACCUCGUUAUGCUUCGUUACCACUGAUCUGUUGUUCCUGGAACAAGAUAUUUCUUACGUAACGAAAUAGCAUUGGCUAAUGGCAAUCGAGUAACAGUGAGCAAUAACAAUGAAUAUGUUCACAACAUGUUUGCUGCGAUAAAGGUUUGCAUAAAUCCAAAGCAGAGCCAGUCGCUGUUGCCACUCCGUUUAUGAUGGAUGGAGGAUCACGAGAUUCGCUCGUAAAGAUUCUCUUUUUCGCCAAGGCUCGCGAGUUGUCCGGCCUAAAGGAGUCUCAGGCUACGCUGCCGGCUAACAUCUCUUAUCAAACUUUGCUGGAUACUAUUAUUGAGAAAUUUGGACUCGAAAGUAUUCGCAAUUCUGUCAUCUUGUCUCACAACGAAGAAUACGUUGCAGCCAACGCAACGCUUAACCUAUCCGACAGGGACGAAAUUGCAGUUAUUCCCCCGCUCAGUGGAGGUUAG
Diprion similis is the source of this 497-nucleotide messenger RNA. RefSeq names its product molybdopterin synthase sulfur carrier subunit (gene Mocs2A). Gene Ontology annotation, biological process: Mo-molybdopterin cofactor biosynthetic process. The record is from RefSeq and is a predicted model, not a curated record. The transcript has a single exon. Gene Ontology annotation, cellular component: cytosol. NCBI's taxonomy places the organism in Eukaryota, Metazoa, Arthropoda, Insecta, Hymenoptera, Diprionidae. The coding region runs from base 225 to 497 and encodes 90 amino acids.